Fusarium keratoplasticum is the source of this 2307-nucleotide messenger RNA. Its product is annotated as Protein kinase domain-containing protein. Gene Ontology annotation, biological process: tRNA export from nucleus; protein phosphorylation. Gene Ontology annotation, molecular function: protein kinase activity; ATP binding. The record is from RefSeq and is a predicted model, not a curated record. The coding region runs from base 1 to 2307 and encodes 768 amino acids. The transcript has 7 exons. NCBI's taxonomy places the organism in Eukaryota, Fungi, Ascomycota, Sordariomycetes, Hypocreales, Nectriaceae. Gene Ontology annotation, cellular component: cytoplasm.
AUGAACUUUCUCAAGUCUGCGGUGGCUUCGGCCAUUGCCCAGGGACCUCCCUUUCCGUACACGUUUGGCGACAAGGUCGAUAUCGACGAGUCGAUAUGGACUCUGUACAACGGCACCAAGCGUGAGGACGGGUCAAACUGCAGCAUCUUCUCUUUCGACAUCACCAACAACCGAUCCCGACUUCCCCUAGCCAAGAACGCCCUCAAGAAGCUUCGAACCCUGCGACACCCUGGAGUUAUCAAAGUGCUGGAUGCCGUCGAGACCGAGACGUACAUCUACAUUGCGACCGAGCGAGUGGUGCCCUUGCGAUGGCAUGUGAAACGAAAGAGCUUGAGCCCGGAGACGAUAAAAUGGGGACUUCACAGCAUUACGCGCACUGUCAAGUUCAUCAAUGAAGACGCCUCCUCUAUUCACGGUAGCCUGAAGGUCGGAUCGGUCUAUACUUCGGAAAGCGGCGAGUGGAAGUUGGGUGGCUUCGAUGUUUUGAGCAGCGUCAAGGAUGACGAAUCUAUCAUAUACACAUACGGUAGCGUGGUACCAGACUCUGGACGAUAUGCGCCCCCCGAACUUGCCAGGGGCGGCUGGGACGUCAUCAAGAAGAACCCUCACACAGCAGUGGACUCAUUCAAUCUCGGCACAUUGAUCUUUGAGGUCUUCAAUGGCGACUACAACGGCGCUGACCAGGCCGGCCAGACCAAGGGCAUCCCUCCGUCACUUCACUCCAGCUACAAGCGCCUCUGCAACGGAAACCCCAAGGCCCGAAUCACGGUGGGAGCCUUUCUCGACCAGGGAAACAGAACAGGGUCUUUCUUUGAUAGCUCCCUCAUCAAGCUGACGGAUGGUAUCGACAACCUGGACAUCAAGACCCCUGACGAGCGGGAAGAGUUCUUGGCUGGACUGGACGAUCUGAGUGAUGAUUUCCCUGAAGAGUUCUUCAAGCUCAAGGUGAUGCCUGAGCUCAUGAAGUCGGCCGAGUUUGGCGGAGGUGGCCAGCGAGCAGUCUCUGUCGUCUUGAAGAUUGCAGCCAAGCUUUCCAAGGAGGACUUUGACACCAAGAUUACGCCCUUCAUCAUUCGCCUCUUUGGAAACCCCGAUCGAGCCAUCAGAGUCUGCCUACUGGACAGCCUUCCCUUGAUGAUUGAUCAUCUAUCGCAGAAGGUUGUCAACGACAAGAUCUUUCCGCAAUUGAUUACUGGCUUCACUGAUGUUACACCCGUUGUGCGAGAGCAGACGCUCAAGUCUGUACUCGUCAUCAUCACCAAGCUCUCUGACCGCACCAUCAAUGGCGACUUGCUCAAGCAACUCGCGAGAACAGCAAACGACGAGCAACCAGGAAUCCGAACGAACACGACCAUCUGCUUGGGUAAGAUUGCCAAGCAUCUCGGAACCUCAUCGCGGUCAAAGGUUCUCAUUGCCGCCUUCACGAGGUCUCUCAGAGAUCCCUUUGUCCAUGCUAGAAAUGCCGCUCUGAUGGCUUUGGGGGCUACCUCUGAGUACUUCACUGAGGAAGACAGCGCGUGCAGGAUUCUUCCUGUCGUAUCCCCUCUAUUGAUAGACAAGGAGAAGAUUAUUCGUGAUGCGGCAGUUCGCACUAUGGACAUCUAUGCCCAGAAGAUCAAGAAGGUGGUGGCCGCUAUGCCCGAAAGCGUUCUCCCUCCUCCACAGGCCGCCGAUGCUUCAGCACCUCGCAUGAGUACACCCCAACCUCACGAAAACGUCCCAGGAGGCUGGGCAGGAUGGGCUAUCUCAUCGUUUACCAACAAAAUCUCAGCUGCGGCAGGAGAAAUUCACGCGGAAUCGGACUCGAGAGCCGCCUCUCCUAGGCCAUCACCCUCACCUGGACCCGAGUCCAAGAAAUCGGUUACCACAACAGCGUCGACGUUGCAUCGUCAAGCUGUCAAGUCACCCCCAGCGACCCUGUCACGAAACUCGUCUGCCACAGCCAGUGUAGUGGCCGACUCAUUCCUCCAUGCUGAUGAGGGCGAUGAUGGCGGUGACUCCUGGGGCGACAUGAAUGACGACUUUGACAGCUUCGACACAUCGGCUGAGCAGUCAUCAAAGAAGACAGCGACGGCAACAGCAUCCGCUGCCCCCUUUGACGAUGGCGAACCCGACUUUGCAGGAUGGUUAGCCGCUCAGUCCAACAAGAAGGUUGGCCACCACAAGCCCCUUCCCAAGGGCCUGUCCAAGACCACGACGGCCAAGAAGCCUCUAGCCAAGCCAGCCGCAAAGCCACUCGGAGCAAAGAAGAUUGACAUGAAGCCGAAAGCGACAGAUGAUGACGACGGCUGGGGUGAUGGCUGGUAA